Drosophila hydei is the source of this 1801-nucleotide messenger RNA. It is a transcript of the gene Pal2, whose product is annotated as peptidyl-alpha-hydroxyglycine alpha-amidating lyase 2. Bases 174 to 1340 code for a protein of 388 amino acids. The record is from RefSeq and is a predicted model, not a curated record. Gene Ontology annotation, biological process: peptide metabolic process. Gene Ontology annotation, cellular component: membrane; extracellular region. The transcript has 7 exons. Lineage: Eukaryota; Metazoa; Arthropoda; Insecta; Diptera; Drosophilidae. Gene Ontology annotation, molecular function: catalytic activity; protein binding.
GCUAGCCCCGAGUGAUUUCAGUUAUUGCCAGCUCAACAUAUAGACAACUCCAACAGAUGUUAAGGCAGUCAAAGCCUUAGAAAAUUGUGUGAAAAUAAACGGGCAUCAGUGCAGUUCGAAGUUUUAUAAAAACAAAAUAGAAAAUUAGUAAAUAUACGUCAAGAUCUCACAGAAUGCGAGAAUAUUUUUGGAUAGCGCUGCUGGCGCUUGGUUUGGCCGAAAUAUCUGCAAUGGGGGGCAACCACCUGCCAGAAGCUGCCUUAAACCUCAAUGAACGUUUCUUUGAUGAGGUCAGGGAGCUCAUCAAGCGACGCAUGGAGGCCAAACCGUUGCCUUUGGCGGGCGAUGAAGUGGCGCUGCAGAAUCAACGCAGCUAUGACAAUGUGCCCAUACCUGCAGCUAGUGUGCCCGUUCCCGUGCUUGUUGAGAAUUGGCCCACAGAUCAGCACAGUUUUGGCCAAGUCACAGCAGUUUCUGUAGACCCAGAAGGCAAUCCUGUGAUUUUUCAUCGCGCUGACCGCUAUUGGGAUGUUAACACUUUCAAUGAGAGCAACAUCUACUACCUGAUUGAGUAUGGACCCAUUAAGGAGAAAACUAUUUAUGUGUUGGAUCCAAAGACGGGCGCCAUUAAAACUGGUUGGGGCUCGGAAAUGUUUUAUAUGCCACACGGUAUGACUAUAGAUGGACAUGGAAAUUACUGGAUAACCGAUGUGGCCAUGCAUCAAGCUUUCAAGUUCCGACCCUUUGAGAGCAAGCCGCAGCUUGUCAUAGGCAAGCGCUUCCGACCCGGUUCAUCUGUCAAGCACCUGUGCAAGCCCACUUCUAUAGCCGUAGCCACAACAGGCGAGUUCUUUAUAGCGGAUGGCUACUGUAAUAGUCGCAUACUCAAAUUCAAUGCAGCUGGCAAACUACUGCGCAGCAUUCCGCAGCCACCUGAAUUCCUCUCGUUGCAGGUGCCACAUGCAAUUACCCUAUUGGAACACCUGGACUUACUGUGCAUUGCGGAUCGUGAGAAUAUGCGUGUUGUGUGCCCCAAAGCUGGCCUUAAGUCAUCGCAUGGUGAGGGUCAACCGGCAGCCACCAUUCAGGAACCGGAUCUGGGUCGAGUCUUUGGUGUCAGUGGCUAUGGCGACAUUGUCUUUGCUGUGAAUGGGCCCACCUCGAUGCUACCUGUACGUGGCUUCACCAUAGAUCCACGUUCCGAGACAAUUAUUGGGCAUUGGGGCGAGUUCAAGAAUCCUCACUCGAUAGCCGUCAGCGUGAAUGGAUCGGCGCUCUAUGUGACGGAGACGGGCACCAAUCACCAGACGAAUCGCGUCUGGAAAUAUGUUUUGGCUUGAGGUAUUAUUCGAUUACCAAGACCCUGGAAGAGCUCGCGACAAGCAGCUAGAACAAAUAUCUGAGAGGCGUAUCGGCAUAUCUCAUAAGAAAAAAGUAAAAUAAUUAUAUAGAACCAAUAUAGUAGAACCUAUAGAGCAACAGUGAAACAGAAUACCAAAACCAAAACCAAAACAAUAGACAGUUUUUGAUAACAAAAAAGAAAUUAAAUUGAAGAAAAACCAAUAGUAGUAAUUUAUUAAUUAUACAAUUUAAGUAUGUAAAUUGCUGGACAAAACAAAUUACCACAACAAAGAUAACCUCAACACUUAUGUUUUGCACUGUAAUCGAGCAAAUGGAAUUACAAAGCAUAUAUAAUAUAUAUAUACAUAACUAACAAAAUAUCUAAUGCGUCAGCCGUGAGAGUUAUCUAAACUAUAAAUUAUAUAAAAAUUAUUAAACACUAUGUAUCAUAUUGUAAUCC